Cantharellus anzutake is the source of this 1014-nucleotide messenger RNA. RefSeq lists its product as uncharacterized. The transcript is spliced from 2 exons. The record is from RefSeq and is a predicted model, not a curated record. The coding region runs from base 443 to 664 and encodes 73 amino acids. Lineage: Eukaryota; Fungi; Basidiomycota; Agaricomycetes; Cantharellales; Hydnaceae.
UUUUCCCUUCUCAUGCCAUGUCUCAUGCCAUGCAUAGGUCUCGCUUCUAGUGGUUCAUAUUUGUUUCCAAAUUCCAACACACUCGCACUGCUUGAACCCAAAGUCUUCUAGGUCGGACUCGCAGACAAGGUGCUACGGAGGGCAAGAAAGAAGUGUGGCAGCGGCAUUGGAGGCGGAUGAUCGAAAAGCAAAGCUUGCGCUGAAAGAAGUGGUUAACUGUCAAUUUGAAUUGGCCAGAUGAGGUAACUCUGGACCGUGCGAAUCUUAAAAUUUCCCAACGUAGGGGUCACGAUAGAGCGACGUCGGCGAAGUGCGUCCAGUGCCUGACUCAUUCUCUCUGUUCGGACGCCUCGGAGCGACGCCCCACUAAUGCUGACAUUCGUGCUUUUAGAGGGCGGAAUUUUUGGACUCCCUCUCCCUAGAUCUCUGUUACGAGCCUGAGAUGAGAGGUGUUUUAUUUCGAUUCAUUAUAAUAACCACUCAUGUAUUAUCGUACAGUGAUCUCUGUUACGAGGCUAAGAAUAUAUGCGCCAUAGCCUUUAAUGUCGGCCUCUGUCCCUGGCAUCACCCCGCGUGUAUGCCAGGUAGUCGCCAUCAUGCGGUCUCAUCGUGCCAUUGUGCGGUCACAUCAUGCCAUAGUCCGACCAAAAUCUGCCCUCAUUAGGUGGCCUAUAUCAUGAAAACAGAGACCCCAGCGCUACGCGUAAGGAGACUCCUUUCAUGAUGCGGCCGAAGGAAGAACCCUCUUUCGAUGAAAUCAAAUCGGCUGUACUUAAAGUGAAUGGUGGAAAGGAUGAACGGCAGAAUGAAUGGUAGGGCACGAGAUGAUGCGUGUCAAUAUUGUCAAAUGUUCCUCGUGUCGGCAAGGGAAUUGUUGACUACAACUCCGAUGACCCCCGAUUAUGUAGAGGGGCAAGAGUUGGAGGCGAUGGUUGAGACAAAACAAGUCACCCUGACACAACAUGCUCUUGGUUGCCACGGCAUUGCAGCGCCAACUGUUGAUGAACUUGUACU